AUGUUUAUACUUCCUUUCCUACUUUUUGCAACCUUUCAUUUAUCUCUCCAAAAUAGCUUUAAAGAACAUGCUCAGGGAGACAUUUAGUUACCUAUAUAAAAACGACAACUUUAAAGCUGCCCUUAAUUUUGUGAUGUUUGUGAUGAUUCUGGCUACUGCUUACAAUGCUGCAAUUGCGAUUUAAGGGUAUUACCUACUUGCGAUUGCUAAAUGGGUUAUUAUGAUUUCGAAGGCUCUUGCCUACCUUGUAAAGAAGGCUGUAUGAGUUGUACUUCAGCAGAUAGUUGCUUAGAAUGUUAAUCUACCUAUAUUAAAGAUCCAUCUACUAAUAAUUGCAUCUGUGAUAUUUCUAAUGAAGCAGGUGACUGUAAAAACCCAGAUGAAGGAUUUCUGAUAUAUUACUCAAGGUUUAUGAAUGAUUUUAAGUCUAUAGAGGUUAUAUUUAACCAAAUGAUUAAUAUUAUUGGUGUAGAUUUAAUUGAGCAAUUCUAAGCAUAAAGUUCUACUAAUUGCUAAAUACUAGAUUCCUAAACAAUAUCAAUUUAUUAGGGCUCUGCCUAUACAUGCUUUAUUGAUUCUUUGCGAAGAAAUAGAUUUAUUAUUUCAUUUUCAUCUUUGAGUUAGAGUUUAGAUUAAAAUAAAUUCUUCAGUAAUCCAAUAAUAGAUUAAACCAAGAUAAACAUUUAAAAUAAAUAAAAUGAAAUAGAAGUUAAAAAAAUCUAUAAUCUAGAAAAAAAGGUUGGAGAUCAACAUCACUCUAGGCAAAAAAUUUGCUAUUUUAAUUAUAAAAACCUAAUGUCUAACCCUAAAUAAGAUUAAAUAAUAACAUCCUUUAGUUAUUUUGAUAAUAAUUUUGAAAAUAUGAUAAAUUAUCUAUAAGCAACUAUUACAAGCCCAUAAUAAUAUACAGGAAUUUAAUUAGAUAUAAUGGGAUAAACAAUUCAGUUGAGUAAUUAUCUACAAAUUAUAUAAGAAGGACCGAUUACUAUAAGCCUAUAGUGCUAAUUAUUUGAUAUAAUAACAAUUGAUACAGCUACUGUACAGAUAACAUUUUAAUAGUCACCUAAUAAAAAUAUAUUUAUUUCAUCUUUGAUAUACUAUCAAAAUAUUAUCUAAGGUAGAUAUGACCAGAAAAUUUAGCAAAGUUUAAAUUUUAAUGUUCUUUAAGACUAUUAAUUGAAAAUUUAAACUCUCCCUCAAAUCAUAGACACACAAAUAAUUCAAUUAACUGAAGCGAGCAAUCUAUUUACAAUUAAUUUACCUGCUUACUCAGCCAAAUAUACCGAAACGAUCUACAUUAUGUAACAAGUAAUUGAUAAAACUGGAACUGUUGUUGCUCAAUAGAAUAUUGCCUAUCUUAAUCAUAAUAUCUAGUAUAUCCCCAAUCUAACUUAAACCUUAACCAACAUAAACCCUCAAAACGAUCUUUGGAUAGACGUAGAUAUAACAUAAUUUUAACUUGCUGAGUCUAAUAAAAUUGAUCCUAAGUAUGUUUCCCAAUCAUGGUUUUGUGUUGAUGCAAAUAAUAACCCAUGCUUAAAUGCAAGCUAAUAACCUUUAUAGAUAAUUCAAUUAAGUAACAAAAUGAAAGUCAAAAAGAAUUAAUUGUCGUUUAACACAAUCUAUUUCUUUUUCUACUAACUCUAAAGUAAUAACUUUUAAUAUAGCUCAUAAUAUUAGAAAUUUUCUGUAGACACAGGCUUGACUUAUGCAUAUGCAACUAUUUAAGGUUAAUAAAGUUCGGGUCAUAUUAACCUGCAAGAUAUUCUUAGUAUUAUCAUAUACAUUCACACAGACUUCCCUUACCAAAUAGAAAAAGCUCUUUACACUAUAAAUCUUGUUUAAAACGGAUAAAAAAAAAUACUAACUUCCACCUCUAAUUAGUUUUCGGUUUAGAUUUAAGAUUACUUUCCUAAUCCUGAUUUUUCUUAAAAACCUACAGAAUUAAUUAUUAGUUAUUCAAUAUACGAUUACUAUUUUAAAUAAAAUAUUCUCAUGUAAGACCCCUCUAAUCCUGUGAUUUUAGAGAUUUCAUCUCCAGAUUAGCUACAGAUAGAAAUAAAUCCAUUAAAUUAUAUUGCAUUUACAGAAUUGAUAACUAUUUAAUCAACUUCCAGUACUUCUAAGAUAUUCUAAUUUUUCUACUAUAACAAUGCUCAGGACAGGGAAUUUGAGCUAUAAAACCCAUAUUAAACAACAAGAAAACUACUGAGCUUAGACUAACCUGACUAACAUAUUACUUCAUAUCUACCUUUUGGUGAUGUAGUUAUAAUGCUGUUAGGAUUUAAUCCUGAUAUAUAUUAAUACACAAAUGUUACAUAUGUAUUACCAGUAAAAGAUAACAAUUUCAACCCACAAUCAUAUAUAAAUUACAUUCAAGAAAAAUAUAAAAAAGCAUAAUCUUAUUAGUAAUAAUCUUAGCUCACAAAAGAAAUUUUUGUCUAUCAAACUAUGAUUGAAGCUAUUGAAUAAUAUGAGAAAAAAGAUAAUAUUGUGGAUCAAGUAGUUUCUUAGAUUAAGCAAAAUAUUCUACUUAGACUACAGAAUAACAUAUGGCAAAACUAAAUUGAUUAAAUUUUUAAUCUCUCAGGUGAAAUAACCCUAAGAAUGAUAAGAACUAAAAUUUAAUUAGACUCUUUACUUUUUAAUAAAAUUGUCGAUCAAACAGUAAACAGAAUAAAAAAGCUUAACCAAUCAAUUUAACAAAUUUAAUCAUACUUAAAUUAAAAAUUAAAAUUCUAAUAUUAAGAAAGCUUUAGAAUUACUAUUUAGACAUACAUGGAAUUAGUUAAAAUUAGUGGAAACUCAGGUCAGAUUAGUGAAUAAAGCAUGAUUUAAAAUACUGUUAACGCUAUGGGUGGCUUAUCUAUACUUUUGCAUACUAAUCAGUCACCGAUUAAACUUUUUACAUCAGCUGCAUUAAUAUAAGUUGAAAAAUAUGAUGAUAUUUUAUUUAUGAGUAACUAUUUUCAGUAGCUAACUACCGUUGAUAAAAACUCAUUUUUGAAUUAAAAUUAAUUCUAUAUACUAACUCAAAGUUGGCCUAAUAAUACUUUUUUGUUUAGAGAUGAACUUGAGGUUUACAAUGAAAAGUAUAUGAUGCUUGCUAAUAAAACAACUUUAAACUUGCUUUAGACAACCUAUUCUAUUAAAAUACCUACAGUAAUACCAAUUUUAUUUUCAAAAAAUGAAGAUUCAAGAAGAAGGUUUUUGCAGUAGGAGCAAGACUCAAAUAUUCCUAGCGAUUUUGUAAUAACAUUCUCAAAUAUAACAGAAUAAGAAUAACUUAAGUGCAUCUAGCGUAGUAAUUCUGGGUAAUGGGUAAGUAAAAGUUGCAAAACAAAUUUAGUAAUAAAUGGUCAUUAAAGAUAAAUAGAGUGUAUAUGUAAAACUCCUGAUGUUACUUCUAUUAUAGCAGAUGCUGAAGCUUUAUUAAAUAAUGAAAAUUUAUCAAAUAUAUUUAGCGAGAGUGGAAUAGAAGGUCUGCUUAAUUUAAAAAAUUGGUAUGAAUAUGUAGCGAUAUGGACCAUUUUCGGUUUAAAUAUAUUUUAUGUAUGCCUAGCUUGCAUAGCAAGAAAAUUUGAUAAGAGAGAUAAUCUUAAAAUAUCUGAUUUACAACAACAUGAAACUUAGAAGGAAUAAGAAGUAUUAAAUAAGGAAACUAAAUAAAACGAGAAAGUUUUUAUUUUAAUCAAAGCAAGGAAAAGCACUUUCUUAAGGCUUUCUAAUACCCUAGAAAAUGGAAAAAAAAUACUAUAAAAAUAGUAAUUAGAAUAAGAAAAAGUAAAUAACGUAUGUGAUAAUGCUAUACUCUAAAGUCAAAUUAAAGAAUAAGAGUUAACUGAGGUUCAAAGUUGCUAAAUUUAAGAUAAAAGUAAGUUCUCAAUUUAAUCACUAAGAUAAAUAGAAAACCAUCAUGAAACGACUAUUAACAAGAAUUUAAGCUAAAAGCCAACUUGUGAUUAAUUAUGUGGAGAAAAAUAGACUAAUAUAUCAAUUAAUAUUUAGAAUAACUCAUAUUUGAAGCCUAUUUAAUGUAUAUUUGCAGCUAAAGAAGAUGAAUUUAUUAGUAAAAAUAUCAAAAUCCAUUAAUAAGGUGAGGAUAAAGAUAGUCACUCCAAGAUUUUAUGCUCAAAGCUACAAAUAGAUAAGAGUCAUGAAUUGAGUGAAGAAGGAAAAAAGGAAAACAUUAUAGAAAGUUAGCACAGUAUUUAGCUAAAGUAUCAUCUUAACGAUGGUAAAAUAUCACCUAAAAAUAAGAACUAACAUCACAUGACUGAUGACAGUUUUAUUUAAUCAAAGAUAAAAGAUGAUCAAAUUUAAUAAAGAAAUUCUAAUGAAAAUGUGGAAUAAGACUACAAUUAAACUAAAGGUAGUGAUUAAGAUAAGCAAACUUAGAAGGAGGAAAAGAAAAAAUUAAAAAAAGCUAAAAAAGAACUUGCAAAAUAAAAGCUGAUAGAAUAUCUAAAUUAAGAAAAAGUAACUUUUGGAAUUUUAUCAUUCCAUUAGUUUUUUUCAAUUUUCUUUAUUUACUAUGAAAGCUAAUCAAGAGUUCUUAGGUCAUCAAUAUUUUAUAAUAAAAUGGUUUGGCUGUUGGCUUUAAAUUCAAUUUUUGGUAAAAAUUUAAGUAUUGUUCAAAUAUUAAUUUUAAGCAUUGUCUCAUCCAUCGUCCUAUGGGUAGUUACUCUUAUCAUUUCCAUCUUUCUAGACAAAAAAAAAUUUUAAAAACUUGGAAUCUUUAUUGUGUUUUCUUUCUGCAUCUUUUGCUAUUACAGUAUAUUGGUUGUGAUUUCAAGAAGCUCUGCAUAUGAAUCAAACAUAUGGGUUAUCACUUAUUUUUCAACACUCAUUCUUAAUGAAUUUCUAUUUGGUAUGAUCAAAAGUACAGCUUAGUAUUUCAUUUGCAAAAAAGUAUUGUAAAAAAUUUAAAACAAACAUAUUUUGAGCAUGCUUGGUGCUGGCCUUUUAUUAAAAACUUUGAGUGUUUGA
Molecule: messenger RNA, 4989 nt
Organism: Tetrahymena thermophila SB210
Lineage: Eukaryota; Ciliophora; Oligohymenophorea; Hymenostomatida; Tetrahymenidae
Product: transmembrane protein, putative
Exons: 5
Source: RefSeq, a predicted model, not a curated record